UUUUUUUUUUCUUUUGCUUGCUAAUUUUUCCUUAUGAAAUUUAUAAUCUUGUGACAUUAGUUUUACCUUUCAUAAAAAAGAGUAAUUAUUAAAAAAAAAAAGCAAAAAGAUAUGAUUAUAAUAAAGAAUUAAAUAAAACUUAAUUUCUACUUAUAACUUGUAAUGCCUUGCUCCAAACACUAGAGGAAUUGUCCGAGUUGGCCCACCCCAUACUAAGCCUCACGAUUUUAUCCUAUUGGUGGAAUGAAGAACUUCCCAGGAAGUCACCCAUUUCCACCAAAAGGCGUCUUUAGUGAUUAGUUUCUCCCAAUGUAUGAUUGUGUUUAUUCCUGGCCCCAUUUGGAUAAGGGCACCAGCAAGCCUUGCCCUCCCAGAGAACCACUCUAGCCGAGACCUUCCCUUUCCGCACGGGAUGUUACAAGCCCACCAGCUUCCUACUGGUUCGUUCCUGAACCAUACAUAUACUAAAGGGGAUCCGGCUCUGAUAUCAUCUGUAAUGCCCUGCUUCAACCACCAGAUGAAUUGUCUGUUUUGGCCUAUCCUAUUCUGAACCUCAUGAUUUUGUCCCAUUAGUGGAAUGGAGAACUUUUCAGGAGGUCACUCCCUUUUCGCAUGGGAUGUUACAUAACUAAUAAAAUCAUUAAAAAAAUCUGCACAAAUACAUAGGCAAUGUCCAAUAUAAGAUAACGUCAGAACAAUUAUAAUCAAAUAAAAAGGAAAAAAAAAAAGAAUUUGAAGUAUCUUAACCGCUUAAUUGCUGUUGAUGCAGCUAGUAAGGAUUAGAAAGCUAACUAUGUUAAAUUGCUAAACGAAAUACUUCUAAGUUAUUUCUUUCUAUUUUUUUCUUCACUAGAUCAAUAAAUCUAAUUGAAAAUUUUAGCUUUUAUCUAGGCCUCAUGAAAAAGCGAAAAAGAAAGUGUCAAUAAGAUUAAUUCGAUUAGGUAAGAUGAAUACUUUUUUUAUUAAUUAAAAUUUGAUUAUAAUAAAGAGUACUAGUAAAUUAUUUAUUUUAAAUACACUAAAUCGAUCUUUCUAAUUUUGAUAAAAUAAAAAGCUCAUUCGUGAAAUCUCCUAAUCACAAGUAUAAAAAAAAAAAAAAAAAAAAAAAAAAAAAAAAAAAUUGUCACCCACCUACUUUCUUUCGGAUGAGAAGAUCAAAUGCAAUUUAUCAUCUACUUUCAGAUAUCAGUUAAUCUUUUUGACUUUUUAAAAUUAAAUGAAAAGAAAUGGAAAUUGAGAUUGGUCCCCCACCCCCCCACCGAAAAAAAAAAAGUCAGAAACAUGGGCUUGUAACCAUGUCCACAGCUUUGGUCAAAUCUGAGUAGCUUUGCCUAUCCAGACACCUUUUAAUCACCUCCUCUCUCCUCCCCCCCACACCCUUUAAUAUUCAAAAGCCAAUUUAUCAUUCUUCAACUUCAACAACACAAACCAAAAAAUCCCAAUGAGUUCUGUAGAGGAAGAAGAUUUCUUUGAUCGUCUUCCAGACCAACUUCUGCUUCUUAUCUUCAACAAGCUACAAGAUGCCAAAUCUCUUGCUCGCUGCCUCUUAGUCUCCCAUCGCUUUGCUUCUCUUGUCUUCCAAACUGACACGGUCUUUCUUUCCAUCUCUCCUCGCAAACACAACUCAAAGUCAAGCCAUCGAUUACCCGUGAACAUUUUAAAGAUUCUUUUCUUGAAGUUCAUUGCCAAACCACUCCAGUUCUUUCACCAUAAAAUUGCUCCUAACAAGUCACCUGCUAGAAACUCUGGUAAUCUCUCAUAUUACUCUCCUAAUGAAGUUUUGAAGCACUUCAAAGAUGUUAAAUCUCUGCACAUUGAGGUUCCAUCUCAUGGUGGUAAGGUAGGUUUGGAGGGUAUUGGUUCAUUGCUUAAAUGGAAGGCAGAGUUUGAUGUUGAGCUCAAGAAUUGUGUUGUUCUUGGCGCUACAUCUUUUCAGGAAAGCAUAGAUCAUUUUCAAAACCAGAGAGAAGACAUUGUUGAGCAAGUAUUAACUGAUGAUGAACUCAAGUUACGAGUUGUAUGGACGAUUUCUUGCUUGAUUGAUGCAUCUGCGAGACAUUGGUUGCUAAAGGAGGUUCUAGCAGAACAUCACAGGCUUGAAAAUGUGACCAUAAGUGAUAUAAAUAAGCAAGGAAAGCUGUGCGUGGGAAAAGAUCAGAUUACUGAUAUGAGAAAUGCAUUGAAGUCAUUGGCAACAAAAGAAUCAUCAACGGAGAGAAGCCGAGUUCCAGAUUUGAGCAUGAAGCUAUGGUACGUGCCCGUGCUAGAGUUACCAGAAACAGGUUUCUCGAUGAAGGGAGCGACACUAGUGGUUAUUAGACCUGUUGACGGGGAGAUCAGAGAUUUAAGUGAUGAUCACGGUGAUUUUUCCGGUUUUGAUGGAGAGGAAAGUGAAAAUAAAGCAUUUGAUGAAGCUGUGAGGGAGAUGAUGAAGAUGAGGAAGAACUACGUGAUGACAAUGAGCUCCUUUUGAGUUGUGAAGUUUGGGGAUUAGCUUGCAGUCGCAGACAAUUUGCCUAAUUUUUGGAAAUUAAUUAAAUUUGUCAUUGGAAACACUGAUCUGAAGCAUAAUCCCGUUGUUCAUCUCUUUCAACUAGUGAUUCAAUAUAAAAAAAGCAAGUGGAUGUAUUGCAAUUUGCAACCA
Messenger RNA from Hevea brasiliensis (rubber tree), 2644 nucleotides. Its product is annotated as F-box protein At4g18380. The transcript has a single exon. Gene Ontology annotation, molecular function: protein binding. The record is from RefSeq and is a predicted model, not a curated record. NCBI's taxonomy places the organism in Eukaryota, Viridiplantae, Streptophyta, Magnoliopsida, Malpighiales, Euphorbiaceae. The coding region runs from base 1442 to 2473 and encodes 343 amino acids.